This is a messenger RNA of Halichondria panicea, 2251 nucleotides long. RefSeq lists its product as uncharacterized. Lineage: Eukaryota; Metazoa; Porifera; Demospongiae; Suberitida; Halichondriidae. The transcript is spliced from 4 exons. The coding region runs from base 1 to 654 and encodes 217 amino acids. The record is from RefSeq and is a predicted model, not a curated record.
AUGUAUAAUCAUACAGAUCAUGCUACUGAGUUUACUCCUGAUGGUCAAACCACUGUCACCUGCGGUCGUUCUACUACCAACCCUGAUGGCUCUAAUGCUGCUGUCCCUCCUGGUGAUCCUGCCAUUCCUGAUGAUCCAACCACUGCCAAUGAUGGUUCUACUGAUAGCUUUAAUGCUGCUGUCCCUGAUGAUUUUGCUGACCGUGCAGCUUUCCCUGAUCAAUCUCAAGAUUGUGAUCAGGUGUUGAAGGAGCUUCUCUUUGAUGAGCAUCUUCUACGUUUAUGGAGAACUGGAGCUAGUCAGGAGUUGUAUCUUGCAGAAGAAGAUAAAGACUUCGAUAUGAAUCUGCUUUCACUUGGAGAAGGGGAGUAUUGUUUGAGUAAAGAUGUCGAUGUGUCCCUCUGGCUGGACUACAGAGCCUCAGUGAGCAAGGAACCUCCUCUCAGAGAAGCUUGGGAUUUUGUCAUCAUAAACGGCAAGCUGCAUGAUGAGUUUGAUGCCUUCAAGAAAGCAGAAGUACCACUCGGGACCAAUUAUGUUGAGAUAAAUCCAUUGCUCGAGUAUUACUCCCAUCAAAUCAAGAUUGAUUUGAAGAAGCUGAUCAGCCAUCGAUAUGGGAAGACCUACCUGCUGUUCACUAUAGCUCCCACAUAGAUGACCUUUGUCAGUGGAUCUACCAAUCGAAAAAGGCUUUCAAGCAGCAUGGACCAUCAAUCUUUCAGUUCAGAGACACAGGACGUGUCAAACGCCCAUUGUCCCCAGAUACCGAAAGAAGUGAAGCCAAGCACUGUAAACUGGACGAUGUUGGUAAUACAGAAUUCAGUGACACAAUUCCAGCACUAACAUGCUCCGAAUAUCACCUGCUGUCAGGUGGAGAUGAGUUAGAUGAUUGCAUCAUACAUACUGCACAGAUACUGCUGAAGAGUGACAAAGAUCUGUUACCUAUGGCUGGAAUACAAAACCCUAUCCUAGGUCAAAAUCUAUCGUUUCAAAUAGUAACAGGACAGGCAGUACAGGUUCUUCAUACUGGUGGCAAUCACUGGAUCACAAUAGGCACUAAUGGAAACAAAGUUAGGGUGUACGACAGUCUUUGAUCCAAGCGUUUGCCAUUUGAUAUCAAGGAACAAAUUGCAUCAUUGCUGCACUGUCAAGAAACAUCCUUUUCUUUGGAGUACGCAAAUGUCCAGGUGGGACGAUUUAUAAAAAAUCUGUUUAAUUAUGAUUAUAUAGAUAUACAUAUACUACAUGAUACUGCAUGGUUCUCAAUUAUAGAACUGUUUGUCUAUAAGUUAGCUACUGUUAUUAUUAUAUCCUGCUCAUGCAGGGGCAAACUAGCCUCGACUCCAGCCCCUUGAAUAGUGGGCCUGGUAUUUACUGUUGGCGCGUGGGUGGACAAUUAAUUUAUUAUUUACCGUAUUUUAUCUUAUUGAACGUUAAAACAGUAUUUUAUCUUAUUGUGAUAAAGAACAGAAAAAAGAAAAAGGAGAGGCUACCUCUCUGUAUAUACUGUAGACAGAGACAGCUAAGUAAAACAUCAGCUCUGUAGAUUUAUUCAUUAACUUGAGGCUCGGAUCGGAUACACACUCAGGCGACAAGUUAAUCUUAGUUAAACCUGUGGGUAAAAAAUAAAUGUGGAUAAGUACAGUGGCUGUGACGUAACAUAAUGUGAGGACUACUUAUUGAUUUACACAAUAGAUUUACCAUUGAAAGCACUGUCCAUUAAUACACACUCAAGCAACAAGUCCCUCGGAUCGGAUACACACAAGUCCCUCGGAUUGUAAACACAUUCAGGCCACACAGUUCUCGGACCAGAUACCACGUACUUACUCUGUGACCAAUUUUCGGCAAAUGUCACAACAAUACUUCCUUCCAGAGAGAAUGGCACUGAACGUCGAACAGACACACCAACACUUUGAAGAUGGCUUCACUCAGAGAAACAAGAGGAGAAAUCACCAUCACAACACUUCUUUCAGAGAGAGGUGCACUGGUCCUGUCAAGCUUCACAUCAAUCAAGAAAGGGAGUGUCUGGAAAGCAGAUGGACUUGCUCUGGGACUUGCCAUAGCCGGUCGGUACGGUACCCACAUAAACACCAGCGUACAGACACUUCAACGCCUCCAGCUGCUUGUCUUUCAAGACUAGACCUGGUUUUCCAACACAGGAUAACGCGUACGCGAGAGCAGAAGAGAAGGUAGCAGCCAUUACACAACUUGGACUAGAUUUCUUUUUUCAAUGACAUCAUUAUAAAUGAAA